AUUUCAGAUGCCCAUGGCACCACGUGUCCUGCUCCUCUGCCUGCUGGUCCUGGCAGUCAUUGAAGGCCAUUGUCAGGAGGCAGCCAUCCCAGGCUGCCACUUGCACCCCUUCAAUGUGACAGUGCGAAGUGACCGCCAUGGCACCUGCCAGGGCUCCCAUGUGGCACAGGCCUGUGUAGGACACUGUGAGUCUAGUGCCUUCCCUUCCCGGUACUCCGUGCUGGUGGCCAGUGGCUAUCGACACAAUAUCACCUCUGUCUCUCAGUGCUGCACCAUUAGUAGCCUAAAAAAGGUGAAGGUGUGGCUGAACUGCGUGGGGAGCCAGCGGGGGGAGAUUGAGAUCUUCACUGCCAGGGCCUGCCGCUGUGAUAUGUGCCGUCUCUCCCGCUACUAGUCCCUGGAUGGCCCAGGCUCCGGUCCUGCCACUGAUUUGCUAUGGGCGAAUCUCUCAAAUGAGGGGCUGC
This is a messenger RNA of Peromyscus californicus insignis, 464 nucleotides long. It is a transcript of the gene Gpha2, whose product is annotated as glycoprotein hormone subunit alpha 2. Gene Ontology annotation, cellular component: extracellular region. Gene Ontology annotation, molecular function: hormone receptor binding; hormone activity. The record is from RefSeq and is a predicted model, not a curated record. Gene Ontology annotation, biological process: cell surface receptor signaling pathway. NCBI's taxonomy places the organism in Eukaryota, Metazoa, Chordata, Mammalia, Rodentia, Cricetidae. The transcript has 3 exons. Bases 8 to 394 code for a protein of 128 amino acids.